AGGUCUUUCACAUUCCACAACUACAAUUCGCUUGUCAAAAUGAAAAUCUCUUGGGCGGCUGGUUCUCUGCGAAAUGUUAGCCCUCUGAAGAUUGGAGGUCCUGGGAUCAAAUCUCCCUGCAGCCUCACACCCCCCAAUAGCCCCUCCUCUGUCCCUCUUUCAUCAAAUCGUCACAGUGAUAACAGGGCAGUGAGAGCUUCGGCCACCUUUAAUGGCAGUAGCACACAUCAGGAAAGGAGGGAUAGAGAGAAGAAGAAUCAUUAUGCCCUGUUGGGUGUUCCCUGUGAUGCCUCCCACGAGGAUAUCAGAGUCGCAUACAGAAGAUUGGCUCUGCAGUUUCAUCCCGAUGUGGUGCCGCUGCAGCAGAUGGAGUGUGCAACCUCGGUUUUUUCUCAGAUAAAUGGAGCCUAUGACACGCUUUCUGACCCCCACAAGAGAAAAGCAUAUGAUGAGGCUCUUCAACCUGUUGCGCUCAAGGGUUUUACUGGCAGGCCUGCAAAGGGGUUCUCGUCCCCUGCUAGAAGUCCGAGGGGAAAUAAUUGGGAAACAGAUCAGUGUUGGUGCUGAUUAUGGACAGGGAUGAUACAGAGGGUUUUAUACCAAAUUGGGCAUUCGGAUAAUACAGAGGAUUUUGUACCAAAUUGGCAUCGCAAACCUGGAUUUCAAUUCAAGAAAUCGGCUUGGCCCAGAGAUUUGUGUCGUUUAAGGGCUUUCAUUUGAGUAAAACCCAAUGGUUUCCUGCCAUGGUGAACUAUGAAUGUUGAAAAUGAAGUGGGGAGAGCCCAAGGUUUCUAAAAUAAUGUCUGGCUUUGUAAAUAUAUAUUUUCCAUAUCCAGAGGUCUCUCAGUUUUUGGAAAUGGGUUACAGUUUUUAAUAGUUUUGUUUUCUUCUUCA
This is a messenger RNA of Cryptomeria japonica (Japanese cedar), 894 nucleotides long. RefSeq names its product chaperone protein dnaJ 11, chloroplastic. Gene Ontology annotation, cellular component: chloroplast. The coding region runs from base 40 to 567 and encodes 175 amino acids. The record is from RefSeq and is a predicted model, not a curated record. The transcript has a single exon. NCBI's taxonomy places the organism in Eukaryota, Viridiplantae, Streptophyta, Pinopsida, Cupressales, Cupressaceae.